UUCCGGGCCCUAUGGUGAGAACAAGCCGGCGACUGCAAGCGAAAAGCAAGAAAUUCUGCAUAACCUAGCGUAACCAGAGAGUAUAUGCAAAGUCAGACACGCACGACGGAAGGCACAUUGCAGCGCAAAUAAAUCAAAUACAAAGUAGCCAGAUACAAGCUUGGAACAGCUCACAAAGUAUUUUCGGUGCUAUUUUCUUGCGUACACAGCGUGGUGGUUUGCUAGCUGCUAGCGAAAGGCAGCAACGAUGAGGGGGAUGCUGACUCUCUGGGCACUUAUGUGCUUUCUUAUGCUCCUUCCUUCUCAUACAGAUUCAGUAGCCGUGAUGUCAGUUGACUUGGGCAGUGAGUGGAUGAAAAUGGCUAUAGUUAAACCUGGUGUGCCGAUGGAGAUUGUCCUGAACAAGGAGUCCAGGAGGAAAACACCGGUGGCCGUGUGUUUGAAGGAAAAUGAGCGCCUGUUUGGAGAUGGAGCCCUGGGAGUGUCUGUCAAGAACCCCAGGGUCGUGUACAGGUAUCUCCAGGACCUCAUGGGAAAACGGCAUGAUAACCCGAUGGUGGCGCUGUAUCAGAAACGCUUCCCCGAGCAUAAUUUGGAGAAAGACGAGAGCCGGGGCACGGUUUUCUUCAAGAACUCAGAAGAGAUGCAGUUCACGCCAGAGGAGGUCUUGGGGAUGGUUUUGAACUACUCUCGUGUCCUGGCACAGGACUUUGCAGAACAACCUAUCAAAGAUGCUGUGAUCACCGUUCCAGCAUUUUUCAAUCAGGCAGAGCGCAGGACGGUCCUGCAGGCUGCCCAGAUGGCGGGUCUUAAGGUCCUUCAGCUCAUUAACGACAACGCGGCUGUAGCUUUGAACUAUGGGGUCUUCAGGAGGAAAGACAUCAACAGCACAGCUCAGAACGUGAUGUUUUAUGACAUGGGUUCAGGCAGUACGGUGGCCACCAUUGUCACAUACCAGACUGUGAAGACCAAGGACUCUGGCACACAGCCUCAGCUGCAGAUCCGUGGAGUGGGGUUUGACCGCACGCUGGGUGGGUUUGAAAUGGAACUGAGGCUGCGGGACCACCUGGCCAAACAAUUCAAUGAUCUGAAGAAGACCAAGAAGGAUGUACGGGAGAAUGCCCGGGCUAUGGCCAAGCUCCUGAAAGAAGCUCAGAGGGUUAAGACCGUGCUCAGUGCCAACGCAGAGCACAUGGCCCAGGUGGAGGGACUUCUAGAUGACAUAGACUUCAAGGUGAAGGUGACUCGAGCUGAGUUUGAGAUGCUGUGCAGCGACCUGUUCGACAGGGUUCCAGGGCCCGUCCAGGACGCGCUCAGCUCCGCUGAAAUGUCCAUGGAUGAGAUUGAGCAGGUCAUCUUGGUUGGGGGAGCGACACGGGUUCCCAAAGUCCAGGAGGUCCUUCUGAAAGCUGUGGGAAAAGAGGAACUGGGGAAGAACAUCAACGCAGACGAGGCUGCUGCCAUGGGCGCAGUGUACCAGGCGGCCGCCCUCAGCAAGGCCUUCAAGGUCAAGCCUUUCCUGGUGCGAGACGCUGCCAUGUUUCCUAUUCAGGUGGAGUUCACCCGGGAAACGGAGGAGGAGGAUGGGGUGAAGAGCCUCAAGCACAACAAGCGUAUCCUGUUUCAGAGGAUGGCCCCCUACCCCCAGCGCAAGGUCAUUACCUUCAACCGCUACACGGACGACUUCGUCUUCGCUGUCAACUACGGCGACCUCUCCUUUCUCAGUGAGCAAGACCUCAGUGCAUUUGGCUCUCUGAAUCUGACCGCGGUCAAGCUGACGGGGGUUGGCACCAGCUUUAAGAAGCAUGCGGACGCUGAAUCAAAGGGCAUCAAGGCUCAUUUCAACAUGGAUGAGAGUGGCGUUUUGAUUUUGGACAGGGUGGAGUCUGUUUUUGAGACGAUAGUGGAAGAAAAAGAGGAGGAGUCCACUUUGACAAAGCUCGGAAACACAAUUUCAAGCCUGUUUGGAGGAGGGAGCUCAGAACCCGCUGCAAAUGCAUCAGAACCUGUUCAGGAUGAAGAAGAGGUCCCACCAGAGACUGGAAAAGAGGAAGACGAUCAGGCCCAGAAGGAAGACAAAUCCCCCCCAGAAGAGAAGCAGGAAUCUAGGGAGAAAACUGAGAGUGAAUCCCAGGCUGAGGAGAAGGAAAAGGCAGAGGGCGAGAAAGUUAAUGAUAAUGCAGAUUCUGAGGAUGGAAAGGAGGGAGCAAAGCCUCAGGAAAAGAAGACUGAUGAGGAAGGAGGGAAGACCGAGGAAAAGAAGGAGGAAACUGCCAAACCCCAAAAGAGGACCAAGAUUUCAGAAGAAAUUGGAGUGGAGCUCCAAGUGAACGAUGUGCUGGACCCAAGCUCAGAACAGAUUGAGGCCUCCAAGAAGAAGCUGCAAGACCUUACUGACAGAGAUCUGGAGAAACAAGAGAGAGAAAAGACCUUGAACAGUCUGGAGGCGUUCAUCUUCGAGACACAGGACAAGCUGUACCAGGAUGAGUACCUGACAGUGGUAACCGAGGAGGAGAAGGAGCAAAUUUCGGGCAAACUGAGCGAGGCCUCCAACUGGAUGGAUGAGGAGGGAUACACUGCAGGCACCAAAGAGCUGAAGGAGAAGCUGGCCGAGCUGAAGAAGCUGUGCAAGUCCAUGUUCUUCAGGGUGGAGGAGCGCAGGAAAUGGCCUGACCGCCUGGCUGCCCUCGACAGCAUGCUCAACCACUCUGCCUUCUUCCUCAAGAGUGCUAAACUCAUUCCAGAAGAUGAGCAAAUAUUUACGGACGUGGAGCUGAAGACACUGGAGAAAGUUAUCAAUGAGACCACGACAUGGAAGAACGAGACGGUGGCCGAGCAGGAGAAGCGACCCUCCACAGAGAGGCCCGUUCUACUAUCCAAAGACAUAGAGGCCAAACUGGCCCUGCUGGACCGUGAGGUGAACUACCUGCUGAACAAGGCCAAGUUUGCCAAGCCCAAGCCCAAGCCCAAGCCCAAGGAUAAGAACAGUACCAGCGCAGAAGGCAGCAAAGCCAACAGCACUGAGGCUGACUCAGAGAAGGUCAUCCCGCCCAAGGAGUCCUCCACUGAGAAAGCCACAGAAGCCCCUGAGGAGGUGAAGCCGGGUGAAGAGCCACUCUCUGAUGAGAAUGCUGGAAAGGAGUCAGAAACCAAUAGCCAAUCAGAACCCUCAGAGGAAACAUCAAACACAGAACCAUCGGAAGACAAAAAAUCAGAAAAUCAUUUAGGGGAUGAAUUAUAACAGCUGGAACUCUUGGAAAAAAUAUCUCAUUGUAUUUAUUGACAAUGUUUAAUUGUUCAAGUUUAAUUUUCCCACCGCCCUCCCAACUAAUUUAAACCAAAAUGUGUCAUUGGAUCAGCUUGGAGAAGCCUUUAGAUGUACAUUAUUUUUAGGGUUCUUCAAUUUAAUUACCUUCAUUUUCUGUUAGUUCAUUCUGUCCCUCUUCCCUCCAAGCAAAGAGCCAGUUAAGAAGAGCACUUAAGAGCCCAUGAAAACCACAGAAGUGACUGUAUCUGAAAUCCAUGAGAGAAAACUGGUUUUCUGCUAUAAUAUACUUUUUUGCCUUUCUUACUUGGAAAAUCAUUCAUUGUAUCCCAAGAUAGCAUUUGUUUAAUGGAGGUUUUGCAAAACUUCGAACCCCAUCAUGGAACAUUUGAUACACCCUUUCAUAAACAGGGGCAGGGUUCAGGAUCAAUGAAAAGUGAAAAUACCAAGUCAAAGGAAAGCACUUGAAAAGUAAAAUACUCGUUGAUGACAUCCAUCUGUAGGCCCAGCUCCAGUGGUGUCACUUUGAAUGGUGCAUAAACACAGGGGAUUGUCUUAAUUGUCAGACUGUUUAAACUUAAAGAUAUAUCAGCUAUUUGUAUCAAAUUAUGGAUUAAUAGUGGGGAUGUGGCACUUUAAAUAGAUUUGGAGGAAUUCAGUACUGAUAUACCAUGUGGCAGAUGAUCAUGUGAUCCAGACAAUUGUGAAGUUUUUACUUGCAAGGAAGGGACUGUAGAUCAAUGUGGACUUCAAAUGUAUCCUGUGGGCUUUUUUUGUUUGUGGUGAGGAUUUUUGGAAUAUGACUGAUGAAUAUGGCCGAGUUAUAUGCCUUUUCAGUAUGGACAAAGUGUGAUUUUUGUUCCCUCAAGAAGGUCUACAGCAAUGGACACACACACUCCUGAGCUUCAUUGGAUAAAUUGACGCACAACAUUUACAACACAGCUAGUGGGGUCUGAAUUCCAGACCCAGAGUCUGUAGAGUAUUCAGCUGGCUCUGGACUACACUUCCCAUUAGCCCCUCUCUCAAAUGUUGCACAAUUGUUUACCUGUUAAUCUCUCCCCAAGAGAGAAAGUAACACCCGUUGUGCAAAUGUUGCUCUGAACUGCAGGAAGUGGGAAUAAUUUGACAAGCAUUAUGGAAAAAGAAUUUGAGUAACAUUUCAGGCAUUCACUGCCAUCUUACAGCUUAGUAUGGCGAAAUUUGAAAUGUGAAGUACCUCUGACAAACCUUUUCAAGAUUUAGUGUAGUUAAAACAGUUCUGUCUUCAACCUUUUCUACCCUUGUGUGCCCUUUCAGCUAAGCAUGUAGAGGAGUCCAGUACAUCACCAAAGGGUGUCAAUGUGGUCAAUGUGAAGACAAUUUUGACAAUUCUUUCCCCUCCAACUUAAAAUCCUCAGUCUUACGGUUGAGAAUAUUUUGCAUGAUUAUACACAGUUAUGUUGUCUUUUAUUGCGGAAUUUUUUGGUUCAAUACAGUACAGUACCGUUUGCCUUUUCAAUCAGCAGUGUGCAAUUAAAGGUCGACUGUGGUGUUUGUGAAUUCCAAACAACGUCUUUCAGGACCAGCUGCCUGCACUGACUUCAGAAGAUGACCAGGAUUUCUCCCACAUCCCCAGUGCUGCUCUUAAAAGCGUAACGCUUUGAAAACUCACUGCUGGUUCCUUGUGCUUCACACUGGUGCAGUGCUGUUUGUGGGAAUAAUGAGCUCAU
Megalops cyprinoides (Indo-Pacific tarpon) is the source of this 4974-nucleotide messenger RNA. It is a transcript of the gene hyou1, whose product is annotated as hypoxia up-regulated 1. The transcript is spliced from 24 exons. Gene Ontology annotation, molecular function: ATP binding; ATP-dependent protein folding chaperone. Gene Ontology annotation, biological process: negative regulation of hypoxia-induced intrinsic apoptotic signaling pathway; cellular response to hypoxia; endoplasmic reticulum unfolded protein response. NCBI's taxonomy places the organism in Eukaryota, Metazoa, Chordata, Actinopteri, Elopiformes, Megalopidae. The coding region runs from base 248 to 3241 and encodes 997 amino acids. Gene Ontology annotation, cellular component: endoplasmic reticulum chaperone complex. The record is from RefSeq and is a predicted model, not a curated record.